Messenger RNA from Aegilops tauschii subsp. strangulata, 495 nucleotides. RefSeq lists its product as uncharacterized. The record is from RefSeq and is a predicted model, not a curated record. Gene Ontology annotation, molecular function: DNA-binding transcription factor activity; DNA binding. Lineage: Eukaryota; Viridiplantae; Streptophyta; Magnoliopsida; Poales; Poaceae. Gene Ontology annotation, biological process: regulation of DNA-templated transcription.
AUGGCGCGCGGAAUAAAUUGGCGCACGCACGGUAGUUUUGGCGCGCGACGCGAAGCGCGCUGGUUAAAAGCCGCGUGCCUGCACCCGCCAACCGCCAGAAAGUUCCCUCCCGGCGCAUCUUCUCCCCCCGCCUCUUCCAGCGCCCCGCUGCCGCCGCACCUUCUUCCCCCGUCUGUUCAGCACACUGCCUUGCCGCUGCGCCCCCGAAGCAGCUCGGGCUACCGCGGCGUCGGCCUCCGCCCCUCAUGCGUGUAUUACGCAGAGAUCAACUAUGGCGAUACAAGCUCCAGGCUCGGAACAUUCGACACCGCCCACGAGGCCACUCGCGUGUACGACGCGGCGGCGUGGCGCCUCGGGCGGCCUCGGUCGCAGAUGAAUUUCUCCGACGUGCGGACGUGCGAGCAGGCGAAGGAUCUCGCGCCUCCUCCGCGACUAAUCAGCGACGAAGAUCGUCACCUCCAGCGGAGGCGGGAGCGCCGCCUCCUCGUCGCCUAG